This is a messenger RNA of Hylaeus volcanicus, 3923 nucleotides long. Its product is annotated as putative ATP-dependent RNA helicase DHX57. The transcript has 12 exons. The record is from RefSeq and is a predicted model, not a curated record. The coding region runs from base 135 to 3896 and encodes 1253 amino acids. Gene Ontology annotation, molecular function: metal ion binding; RNA binding; protein binding. Gene Ontology annotation, cellular component: intracellular anatomical structure. Lineage: Eukaryota; Metazoa; Arthropoda; Insecta; Hymenoptera; Colletidae.
UGUUCUGUCAUAACCAGUUGCACGUUACCAUCCCUUAACCUUCAUCUUUUCCAAAUGUUAAAGAAUUAAAUAGUUACAUAGAAAUAUUUUUCAAAUAAACUUAUAAAAGAAUUAUUCAUUUGGAGAUCUAGAUAAUGGAUCAUAAUAGCAUUCAAUUAAUGGAAGACAUCACGCUAGAAGGAAAAAAUACUGGAAAGUGUGUCGCAAAUGUACCAGGAAAGAAUAAAAGUAAAAAUGAAAGUCCUCGCUUUUCGAGUAAGCUGAAAGUAGAAAUGCAAACUUUAAGAAUAUCCAAAGAAUCUGAACGACAGCUUUACGACACUCUAAAACAUAUUUAUGGUCCUAGCUUUAAACUUUCUGAUGCGUCAGAGUUUGAAAAUAAAAAAUCAAACUUAGACAAACAAUAUUGGAUGGAAAGAGGCAACUUAGUUAUUAAAGGAAUAGUUGAUUAUUCUUCCAAAGAUACCAGGCCUAAAACUCAGGAACAAAUUACUAGACAAUUUGCGACAUCUAAACUUGAAAGUUAUGGUUUUCACCAAUCGCACUGCAUCGAAGCGUUAAUACAUACGAAAGGCGAUAUGGGAAAAGCUUUAGAAGUUUUGUUCUGUAAAUAUUAUGGACUUGAAACGAUCGAAAGAAGUCAAACGUCCGAUGAUAUCAGUCUAACAGAUUUAUUAGAAAGACGACGCGAGGAAAAAGAGACGCUCGAGUCUAUUUAUGGAGAUAUGUUUAUAGAAAAGAUAAAAAGUCAAAUUUGGAUCGUUCAACUUAAGUUAGAUUAUCUGGUAAGAAACGAUGCAAUAGAGCAAGAAAUACGAAAAAUUAAGCAUCAACAAGAAAAAGAGAAAGAGAAAGCAGUUUGUAGAUUAUUUAUUCAAAAGAAAUGUAAAUAUGGAAUUAAAUGUAAAUUUUUACAUCAGCAACCACAAGUAUUAAGAAUGCCUGAAAGAGAGGAUCCGCAGUUUACGUUAGAAAUAAGAUUUCCCAAAGGUUGUAAAUAUCCGUACGAACCACCGUAUUUCUACUUUUAUAAAAAUGAUGGUACGUUUCCAAGCGUAAACUGUUUAAGAAUAGGAAGAAGAUUAUACGACGAAGCACAGUCUAUAUCGAAAGAUGGAACUCCUUCUAUCUUUUCUGUAAUAUCUCUUUUGGAGAAUGAACUUGAAAUAAAAGGAUAUUUAGAAGUAAAUAAAGAACAAUUUUUGGAUCAAAACGAACUACUUUUUCCCAAAGAAUCGGUAACCGACGAUGGAACGGAUACAGCUACGCAUCACGAAUUAGGAUCUAUAACUAGAAAGUAUAGAGACAAUAUGACAUGGGAAGAGGUAUCAAAAACGGAUGAUCUGAUUCAUGAAAAUUUCAAAGAGAAACAAAAAAAUCCAAAAUAUAAAAGAAUGAAGGACGUUAGGAAGAAAUUACCUGCGUGGCCUAAAAUGGAUAACAUUUUAGAAAUAGUACAUGAAAAUCAAGUUACUAUCAUUUCAGGUGAAACAGGAUGUGGUAAAAGUACACAGGUGCCGCAAUUCUUAUUAGACGAUUGGAUUCUGAAUAGAUCCGAAUCAAAAGAACAUGUUAAUAUAGUAUGUACGCAACCUCGGAGAAUAAGCGCUGUGGGAGUAGCGGAAAGAGUUGCAGCAGAGAGAGAUGAACGCGUAGGCGACACAGUAGGAUAUCAAAUACGAUUGGAAAGCAAAAUGUCCAACAAAACCAGAUUAACAUUUUGUACAACCGGCAUUUUGUUGCAAAGAUUGUCCAUGAAUCCAGACUUGACCGAUGUUACUCACGUAAUAGUGGAUGAAGUUCACGAAAGAAGCGCAGAAAGCGACUUCCUCUUGAUGCUAUUGAAGGAAUUAUUACGUAAAAGAUCAAACCUGAAAAUAAUACUUAUGAGUGCAACACUUAAAGCUGAGGCUUUUUCCUCGUACUUUAGAGAAGCUCCUAUUUUGUGUAUUCCAGGAAAAACGUUCCCUGUGGAACAAAUCUUUUUAGAAGAUAUAUUUGAAAGGAUAAAUUAUGUACUCGAAGAAAAUUCGAAAUUCACGCGGAAAAUUAAAUGCGAUUGGGAGCAGUUGCAAAUAGAUCUCGAAACUGCGGAGGUCGAAGGGGCUAGCGGUGCUGUAGUUAAAGAAUCGAUUCAAGACGAAAAUUUAACGUUAACGCAGAUUGUUAGUAGAUAUCACGGUUACGAUAGGCAAACACAGAAGAAUUUGUACGUUAUGGAUCACGAGAAAAUUAAUUUUGAACUUAUAGAGGCGAUAUUAGAAUGGAUUAUUUUGGGGGAACACGAUUACCCGAAUACUGGCUCCAUUCUAGUAUUUUUACCAGGAUUUGCUGAAAUUAUUACACUGAAAAAUCAAUUAAAUGGAAACGCGCACCUUUCUCCGAAGACAGGAAAGUUUGUUAUUGUACCGUUACAUUCAACUUUAUCUAACGAAGAGCAAAAUUUAGUUUUCAAAAAGACUGGAGAUGUUAGAAAAAUAGUACUAAGCACAAAUUUAGCCGAAACAUCUAUUACUAUAGACGAUUGUGUUUUCGUAAUUGAUAGCGGAAAAAUGAAAGAAACUAGAUUCAAUUCGAACCAAAAUAUGGAAAGUUUAGAAACAUGUUGGGUGUCGCAAGCGAAUGCAUUACAAAGAAAAGGUCGUGCCGGACGUGUGAUGCCUGGAGUAUGCGUUCAUUUAUAUACUUCGUACAAAUUUAAAUACCACUUUCUGGCACAACCAGUACCUGAAAUAUUAAGAAUUCCUUUAGAACCAUUACUGUUACGUAUUCAACUUUUACAUAAAGGAAGAAAAGUAGACUUACAUAGUAUCUUAGGUAAAAUGUUAGAACCACCAACGGAAGAAAAUAUUUACAAUGCAAUUAAACGUUUACAAGAUGUUGGUGCGUUUACUUCUGAAUAUAUAUUGACUCCGUUAGGCCAUCAUCUCGCUGCAUUACCCGUGAACGUACGAAUUGGGAAAUUAAUAUUAUUCGGUGCGAUCUUUUGCUGCCUUGACUCCGCUCUCACCAUUGCGGCUUGUUUGUCUCAUAAAAAUCCGUUUAAUAUACCUUUCGAGAAAAAACACGAAAUAGAUGCUAAGAAAGAAUUCUUUACAGCUAAUUCCGAUCAUUUAACUAUUCUGAAAGCGUACAAGAAAUGGUUGGAAGCAUGCGCGCAUAGUAAUUACGCAGGACACGUUUUCGCUAACGAAAACUAUUUAUCCAUGCGAACAUUAUAUACUUUGGCAGAUAUUAAGUAUCAAUUCUUAGAAUUAUUAGUUUCGAUUGGUUUUGUUCCAAUUAAUUUGCCCAAACGACAACCAAAUGUCGAUAAAGUCUUGGAAAUUACUGGGCCUGAAUUAAACAUAAACAAUGAUAAUUACAAACUUCUUCAAGGUUUACUUUGCGCUGCUCUCUACCCUAAUGUCGUGAAAGUUUUUACACCAGAAAAAUCCUUUAAAAUGCAAUCUGCUGGAGCAAUUCCUAUACAACCUAAGCCAGAGGAACUUAGAUUUCAAACAAAGAACGAUGGUUUCGUCAGUAUCCAUCCAUCUUCCGUUAAUUUCCACGUGGGUUAUUUCUCCAGUCCGUAUUUAGUAUUUCAGGAAAAAAUUAAAACAAGCAAAGUGUUCAUUAAGGAAAUUUCAAUGGUGCCAAUUCUAUUGUUAAUUUUGUUCUCUGGUUAUGAACUAAACAUAGAACUGCACAAUGGUCUAUCUAUCGUAUCGUUAGAAGAUGGCUGGAUUUUGUUUAGCGUUGAAUCGCAUACGGUGGGUCAACUUUUACAGAGAAUAAGAGUAGAAUUGAUCACGUUAUUGGAACAAAAGAUGAAAGACCCUCUUUUGAAUUUAUUAAAUCAUCAAAAUGGAAAGAAAAUUAUACAAACAAUAGUAAAUGUAGUAACAAGAGAAUAGAAUAUAAUAUAUAUUUUAAACUUCUUA